Molecule: messenger RNA, 2290 nt
Organism: Notolabrus celidotus (New Zealand spotty)
Lineage: Eukaryota; Metazoa; Chordata; Actinopteri; Labriformes; Labridae
Product: protein CutA homolog
Exons: 6
Coding region: 277-789 (170 amino acids)
Biological process (GO): response to metal ion
Molecular function (GO): copper ion binding
Source: RefSeq, a predicted model, not a curated record
UGAGCCGAUGAUUCUACUGGUCGCGCACGUGUCCGGAAGUGAAGACGACCAAUCAAACAGCGCGGAGCUUUGCCCCAGCUGGACUGUCCGAGUCCGACCUGCAGUACCUGUCAGCACAAUGCACUUCUCCCGUGACAGUAACGACUUUCCACGGUGAUUUUCUCCCACAGAGCAGCUGACGCGCUUGUUAAAAUGACGGAACACUAAUUACCUUUGUGGAGAAAGCUCGAGCUCAGUUUGUGCCUCUUAUUAUCUUGCACGCGCCUGGACUCUGGAAUGACAUUUGUUGCCUCUAACAGGAUGGAGUGGCUUCUUCAGAGAUGCCAUAAAGAGGCAGCCUGCCACUCUGUUAUUCGGACGUUUCUGCUCAUUUUAUGUUUGCUCCUCGUCCUGUCUGUGUCCAUGUAUCCUGGGUUGAGGUCCAUUGGGAUCCAGCUUCAUUCAGCGUUAAUGGGGAGUUACGUACCAGGCCACCACUCUCUUCUUCUCAUCAACAGUCCCAACGAACAGGCAGCGAAGGACAUAGGGAGGGCAAUCAUGGAGAGGCGGCUUGCAGCCAGUGUUAACAUUCUCAGCAGGACGUCCACAAUGUAUUACUGGAAAGGUGAAAUCCAGGAUGCAAGUGAGAUUCUGAUGCUGGUGAAAACAAAGACCUCUAGAAUCCAGCAGGUCAUAGACUAUGUGAGGUCAGUUCAUCCCUACGCAAACCCAGAAGUCCUCAGCUUCCCGGUGGAGGACGGCAGUCUGGCUUACAUGAAGUGGAUGGAUGAAGCCAUUCCUGAUGACUGAUCCGUCAUCAAAAAACAAAGACAGUGAUUACCUGGACUGCAGGUGAAUAAGGACGCUGAGGACAGCAUGUUUGAAAGCUUUACACCGAGUUGGAUUGAAAAGCUGAAUACAUCUAGACCCGUUUGGGCUCUGACCUUUUAACUGUGCAUUCUACUAUGUACUGUGUUGAUUUGAUUUGUACCACAGCUACAGGAAUCAGUUGCUUCUCACUGCCUCACAGAUUGCAGCUAACGUUUUUUAACAGAACACCCCUAAUAAGUUGUUGCAUGUGACAGGUCAAUUCAAAGUCAAGGGAAGUGACCGUAACAGGACGAACAAACAUAGCUGCUUGAAAAUUUAAAGGACUUAAGAAAGCCCCCACAGUAUGGGUGAGAUAAUACGGUCUAAUGUUUCCAAUAAUGGACUUGAAAGUACUAUCACUUCUCUGCAUAAUACAUUCAAUGCCCACCCCUCAAUAUGCAUAAUACUUAUGCAUUUUUGCACAGCAUAACACUAUCCUGUUGCAGCAAUAAUAUUUCAGGAUUAGAAUCCUGUCACUCCAGUUCAGCUUUUAACCUUUGUAUUUAUUUAAGAUGACAUCAGUCUGGGAAGCCGUUUGAGGGUCGAGGUAAAGUAGGGCUGAACAUGGUGAGAACUUUUAAGUCAUUGUCAUGCAAUGGUAUUCAACUUAAUCAGCGAUACUGAUUGAACUUCAGUUCAAUAGAUUAUUAUUGAUCUGUUAGGCUGGAGGAGAGUUCCUGUGUUGGUACAGAAAUCUCUGUAAGCAACACAACUGUUUGAUUUUCUCACUGUAAGUACAGGAGAGAGAGUAAUACUGCUGAAUCUCAGAGCUUGGACUGUUCCAGCGUUUUGUAACAUGUUUUUGUAUAUGCAAAUACGGCUACAUGAAUCCACUGAGGAUACUUCUUAACAGCCAACCUUUGCCCCAUCUCUCCUCUGUGUUUUUAUCUAACAAGCAUAAAAUGUUUUGUUUGUAUCUUAGAGAACAGAUGCUGACUGUGUCUGUCAUUCUGUAGUUACCUGGAUUCCUUCUGUUUCAAGUAUGCAUUGAUCAAAAUUGUGUAUUUUCUUUUGUUUUAUGUUUUUUUCCGUCGUCACAAUUUCCAAGGGCUUUAAAAUUCCGGUUACACUGUGUCGCAUUUGGGAUAACACCAAUCAGACAGCCAUGCACGCUUACCUCCCUCUACAAAAACACACACUAAGCCUCCGUCUGCAGAGCGUGUUUCCGGCAUGAGGCCUCACUCGACAAAAAAAAAUGCAGACACAGUUGAGUUGGCUGUUGUGUCUGUGGAGCCAAAAUAAUCCUCCACAUCAAGCCAGGAGAUCAGGACAUGUGGGCAGUGAGAGAGUGAGUGAGUGUGUUUAUGUGGGAGUGAGUGAGUGUGUGGGUGUCUUUUCCUUUUAAUGCAUUUGUUGAAUUGAAUGUGUAUGUACAGUUUAUAUACAUGAGCUUGGUUUGAAUAAAACACACAUUUGCAGAAAAAAUAAAAAGUAUAAUGCA